Messenger RNA from Humulus lupulus (European hop), 2173 nucleotides. RefSeq names its product factor of DNA methylation 1-like. Gene Ontology annotation, biological process: gene silencing by siRNA-directed DNA methylation. The coding region runs from base 104 to 2008 and encodes 634 amino acids. Lineage: Eukaryota; Viridiplantae; Streptophyta; Magnoliopsida; Rosales; Cannabaceae. The record is from RefSeq and is a predicted model, not a curated record. The transcript has 6 exons.
UUGCUGAAUCAUAUUAAUGUCUUGCUGAAAGUUGAGGUUUGCUUUAUUUCAUUUACUGAUUACAACGAGUGCAUUCUUUUACUCUAUUUCAUGUACAAGUCAGAUGGACUACAAGUCGGAUGACGAGUCUGAUAUUAGUGAAUCGGAAAUCAAUGAUUAUGCUGACAAACAAUAUAAGCAAUUGAGGGCAGGAAUGUACAAAGUAAAGGGUCCGAAUGGUACUCUUAGGUGCCCCUUUUGUGCUGGGAAGAAGAAGCAAAACUACAAGUUUAAAGAUCUUCUACAGCAUGCCUCGGGAGUUUCCAAAGGUUCAGCUAAUAGAAGUGCAAAACAAAAGGCAAACCACCUUGCCUUGACAAAUUAUUUACAGGAUGAACUAGCAAAUGAAGUAGAUCAUAUCCAGCAACUUGUUAUCCCAAGGCCAGCUCAACAACACGAUAAAGAAGCUGAACAGUAUGUAUGGCCAUGGACUGGCAUUAUUGUUAACAUUGUCAAGAAGGGUAAGGGUACCUUCCCUGAUUCCAAUUAUUGGUUGGCAAAGUUUGCCACAUAUAGACCUUCUAAAGCUCAAACUUUUUGGAAUGGGAAGAACCCUACUGCUGAGGUUAUUAUAGGGUUCAAUGACGACUGGACUGGUUAUAAGAACAUGAAUGAAUUUGAAAAAAUGUUUGAGAAGAAUGGUUUUAGUAAAAGACAUUGGAUAAAUGCAUCAGGAAUGCAUUGUGGCUUAAAUAUCUUCGGCUGGUGUGCUCGUGCAGAUGAUUAUAAUUCUGAGGGGCCAAUAGGGGAGUACCUUCGGAAGAAUGGAAAGCUGAAAACUGUUUCUGACAUUGUCAGUGAAGCAACUCAGAAUAAAAUGAAUGUUCUGGCACACCUUAGUAAUGAAAAUGAUAUGGUAACUGAGGACCUGGCUGAACUAGAAUACAAGUACAAUGAAACAACCAUGUCUUUAAGUAGGGUAAUUGAUGAGAUGAAGAAGGCUGAGCAAGAUUUUGAUGAAGAAAGAAAGAAGUUGCAGGAUGCUGCACGUGAUCAAUUCCAAAGAUUUAUGGAUGAAAAAGAGAAAAUGAGUAAUGACUUGGAAAGAAAGAAAAAGGAACUUGAUUCUUGGAGCAAGGAAAUAAACAAACGCGAAGCAUUAACUGAAUUUGAAAGGGAAAGACUUGAGGAGGAGAAAAAGAAGAAUAACCUGAAAAACAAAUCACUCGAGUUGGCUUCAAUGGAGGAAAAAAGGGCUGAUGAGAAUGUCUGUAGGCUGGUUGAAGAGCAGAAGAGGGAGAAAGAGGAAGCAUUGAAUAAAAUACUUCAGUUAGAAAGGGAUUUGGAGGCUAAGCAGAGAUUGGAAAUGGAAAUUGAAGAGUUGAGAGGGAAGUUAAAGGUGAUGAAGCAUCUAGAAAAUGAAGAUGAUGAAUCGGUUCAGAAGAAGAUGAAAGAAAUGAAUGAUGAAUUACAGGAAAAAGUGGAUGAUUUGGAUGAUUUGGAAUCUUUAAAUCAAACUCUUUUGACAAAAGAGCGUGAGACCAAUGAUGAGUUACAAGAAGCUCGCAAAGCAUUACUUGAGGGAUUGCCUGAGUUGUUGACUGGUCGAAGUAACAUCGGGAUAAAAAGAAUGGGAGAUCUUGAUCAAAAGCCUUUCUUCGACAUUUGCAAGCAACGAUUUCCAUUCGAGGAAGCGCAAGUGCAGGCCUCCACCCUUUGCUCCUUGUGGCAAGAAAAAUUGAAAAAUCCAAGUUGGCAUCCAUUCAAGGUGGUGACUAGUAAUGAGAAUCAUGAGGAAAUUACAGACGACGAUGAUGAGAACCUAAGAAAUCUCAAGGAGGAGUGGGGAGCAGAGAUAUAUGGGACAGUUGUUACAGCCUUGAAAGAAAUGAAUGAGUAUAAUCCAAGUGGAAGAUAUACUAUUCCUGAACUUUGGAAUUUCAAAGAAGGAAGAAAAGCCACCCUUAAAGAAGUUGUUGCUUUCUCCCUCGUGAAUAUGAAAAAACUUAAGCGAAAGAGAGCACGGUAAAGGUCAAGGCCUGUAGUUAUAAAUAAUUUAAGUAAUGCAAGUGUUUGUUUGGGGGAACCAUAGGAUAACCCAUUUACUAAUUUAAUGUGUUUGACUAGCUAUAAGUUUUGAAGUUUCAUUAAACUAAUAGUGUCGUGUUUAAACUGGAAUCCUUGUCCUAACUGG